UUCCGUAAAAACGAAAGCGAAAUUGUCUGUUUCUAUUAAUGGAAUUUGUUUUUGCCAGUUAUAUCCAGUACAUCAAGUAGUUCAAGCUGCAGAUGUAAAAAAAAAAAUGCACUUGUUACCAACAAACCUGGCUACAAGUGUCAGCUUUGUCCUGAUCAUACUGCAUCUCAGUGUGUCUUACAGUAUGGAAGUGCGUGUGUCCGUGGGAUCCACAGCAAUUCUGCCGUGCUACAGUCAUGUUGACCAACAACUUAACAGUAACAAUAUUCAUAUGCAGUGGAAGAAAGGAGAUACAAUAGUUCUGGACUUUCAUGAUGGCAAAAUGGAUCGUGAUUUAGAGUACAGUUUCAGGACAACAGUGGAAGUUGAGUCUGUUCCUAAGGGGGAUUUUUCUCUCAGCAUAACAGAUACAAAGACCACAGACAGUGGUGUGUACAAGUGCCUGGACUAUUACCGUGGAAUUCUUAGUUCAAUCAUUCUGGAUGUGUAUGAAGAGAAAAUUUUAAAACUUCACCGGUAUGCUGGAGAUUCCCUGACUAUUCUUAUUCCACCUGAGGAAGUUCAAAUCAAGUUUAUCAACAGUGACUCACCACAGUGGCUUUGCUCUCUCUUUUUGGACUGGGCAGUUUGCAAAACAGACAGCUAUGGAAGGUUUAAAUAUAAGAAUGGACUUUUAACUAUGGAGCACCUUACAAAGGAUGAUGAAGGGAGAUACACAGUGACAAAGGCUCUUGGGAAUAGGAUAAUAAAAGAAGUGUAUGUUCAAAUCUCAAGCAGUCCUCCCAAAGUGAUGUAUAUCUGUUGGACUAUUUUGUGUCUGAUUCUGGUGGUUUGGAUUUACAUUCAAAGACGUAAAAGAUUGACGAGAUUCUACAGAUGAAAAUGAAAUGCUGAAAUGUUACACUAUGUGGAACUUUUGUGUAAAUAUAUUA
This is a messenger RNA of Electrophorus electricus (electric eel), 932 nucleotides long. NCBI's taxonomy places the organism in Eukaryota, Metazoa, Chordata, Actinopteri, Gymnotiformes, Gymnotidae. The record is from RefSeq and is a predicted model, not a curated record.